UGACAGGUAACCAUGUCUACAGUAGGUUUUGGGGAUAUAUCUGCGGUGACAUAUUUUGGAAGAGUUUUUAUGAUAAUAUUUAUCUCCAUUGGACUGGGUAUGUUUGCCACAUACAUUCCAGCCAUCUUGGAAUAUAUAAGUUCUCACACAAUUUACCAUGGAUCAUACAAUUUACCAGAAGGGAGAAAGCAUAUCAUUCUUUGUGGAUAUAUCACAAAGCAGAGUGUGGAGACAUUCUUGAGGGAUUUUCUUCAUAAAGAUCGAUCUGAAACUGCGGUGAAUGUGGUCAUCAUGGCCAAUUUCUUGCCAGAUGCAGAGUUGCAGUCACUGCUAAAGAAACAUUUUGUGCAUGUAUCAUUCUUCAAAGGAACUGUUUUGAGUGGAGACGACUGCGGAAGAGUUAAGGUUAGUUAA
Molecule: messenger RNA, 414 nt
Organism: Orbicella faveolata
Lineage: Eukaryota; Metazoa; Cnidaria; Anthozoa; Scleractinia; Merulinidae
Product: calcium-activated potassium channel subunit alpha-1-like
Biological process (GO): potassium ion transmembrane transport
Cellular component (GO): postsynaptic membrane
Molecular function (GO): large conductance calcium-activated potassium channel activity
Source: RefSeq, a predicted model, not a curated record